AGCUUUCCCAACCAAAAGGCAAACGGGUUAUUUAGGGGUCAGCUCUGUGUGCCAGGUUGCCUGGCAGGCUCGGCCUUAUCUGAGAAAUUGUCCACAUUUUCAGUCACUCAUCCUGCAAAUGUGUUAGUCAGUCCCGGCAUACUACUCUAGUAGUGUGACCAGACCCAGAGAAACAGAGGACGUUCGACUGCUGCAAGAAUAUCUUUAUCUGCUGGACCAGCGCAGCAUAGCAAUGGGACGACGACUGCAUCCGCCUUGUACCCUCCCAAUAUCAGAGAAAUAAUAACACUUGGUUGCCGGCGGUAGCUCGGCUGCAGCAGUUCUGCAUGGAACUUAGCGACGAUGUUAGAUUGGAGGUGGCCAGGAAUGUCGUCCAGACGAGCCUAGAAAACAUUCGCAAGUGUCUGAGUACGGAUGGCACCCUCCUGGCAUUUGCCAAGCAGGAGGGACUCCUUGGUGAAGAGGAUGAUUCGCGUGUCAGGAAUUGCGAUUCCUUUUCUGAGAAGGCGGAGAAGUUUAUGGAGAUAGUGAAGCGUUGCGGCGGCAGUCAUUUCCUGGAUCUUCUCAUAGACGGCUUACGGGAUCAUUCAGAAACGAAAGGCAACCAGGAGCUGGCUGUUGCCCUGGAUGAAAAGUAUCAAGCACAACUAGAAAUACGGCGCCAGGGAGUGAGUCCUUACACCAGGAUGCUCAACAAGCAGCAGAAUUCAGGGGAUGCUGGUCUAACGAUCCAUACAGCGCCAUUGGGUACAGCACACGGCACGCCAUUGACAGCUAGCGCAAAACCUCUUACCGCUCCGGCCGCAGCUCGAGACACUAAGAGACCGGUGUCCAACGAUCAGCUGUGCAAUGCCAUUAGCACUGUCAAGCAGGCAGCCAGACUUGCAGCACUGGAGCCGGCCAGGGUCGAGGACUGGGAAAGGGCGCUGUGGAAGUUGCAAAAAAUCUGCACCUCCGUGGACUACCUUGCCAGCGAGACCCACAUAAACUUCUACGAGUCAUUCUGUCCACCGAUGACAUUCCACAGCACAGUUGAUGAUGUGCUUCCUAGCCCAGAAAAAGAGUUCAGUAUAAAGCUGGUCACGUCACUGACUGCAUUGCUAAGAGCAGUGAAGCCACCAAUGUUACAAGUGCCAUGUGUAACUGGAUCGCAGAUGAUUCAAAAGCUGUACGAUGAGCUGCUGGAAAUACAGGAGGCCUUGCUACUUCACAGGCUUAGCGAAGUUAGUGCGGGUGAUUGUACUAAUGACUUCAGCAGUGGAGAAUGCAGUGACGCUGAGAACGGCAGUGACGGUCCCACAACACGUCCGGUAGCGUGCACAAACAGUAGCAGCGAUUUACAAGUGCCACCGGAUGUAGAAAUGCAGCAUGAUGGAAGCAGCGAAUCCCAGAAACCCGUCUUGCAACCUCACAGCAACCUGCCGGCUGCAAUCUCGCUCGAUACACCCACUCGCCCAGACAGAUUAUUAGACUCGGCGACCAAUAAUGACGGUCUGUCUGAUCAGAGUGUUGAUGUCAAGAAGGAUGAAGAUAUUAAGAGUGCCCCUGAGCAAGAUGUAGCUACACCGGAGCCAUAUAUGCCAAGUGAUUUCCGUGACAAGCGUGCAAAGCAGCCAGCAAAUAUGAGUGCAAUGACAGGAAAGGGGCGCAAGGAAGACUCCGCAGGUCCACCGCACAGGGUGGCGGCUGAUAGUACCUCGGAACUGAAUAGAGACAACAUGUCGAAUAUCGCUGCUGGUGGUGGUGCUACUGCUAUUGCUCACAGCACAGCCAAUGGCCCGGUAGCCGCUGUAAAUGUAUGUAGCGGGACCAGCUCUGGAGCAUGCACCCGGUGUGGGCUUGCGAGAGGUGCUCACGAUUGCGCAGGCUGGAACAACAUUCCCAAUGUUGCUACAGAACCAGCAGCAGCGCUUGCCAACUUGUCCAGCGCAGCACCGGGCACGCAACCUGGCGGUGGUGGGACAUUGCAGCCCCCAGUGGAGCCUGGUCCUGCGACAUUGCAGCACCCAGUGGAGUCUGGCCCCGCUACAUUGCAGCACCCAGUGGAGUCUGGCCCCGCUACAUUGCAGCCCCCAGUGGAGUCUGGCCCCGCUUCAUUGCAGCCCCCAGUGGAGCAUGGCCCCACUACAUUGCAGCCCCCAGUGGAGUCUGGCCCCGCUUCAUUGCAGCCCCCAGUGGAGCCUGGCCCCUCUACAUUGCAGCCCCCAGUGGAGUCUGGCCCCGCUACAUUGCAGCCCCCAGUUGAGUCUGGCCCCGCUACGUUGCAGCCCCCAGUGGAGCCUGGCCGUGCGACAUUGCGGCACCCAGUGGAGCCUGGCCCCGCGACAUCGCAACCCCCAUCGGAGCCUGGCCCCGCGACUGCGUCCACCCCUACCGUGUACCCGACCUCGCUAGAAUCCGCUCCACCUGUAGCACAACAAGCACCGGUACCUACACUUACACCUGCACCACCUGCACUUAAGGAUGACUGUGCUGUUCAGAUGGAAAGCAACACAGCCACUCCCGGCGAGGCUGUCGUGGUGCAUAGCGUGAACACGUUGAAAGUAGAUCCCCAUGACUCGGGUGUGGAGUGCACACCGCAUGUCAACAAUCCAGAGCGCGCUGGUGAUGAUGAUCAAGCCGGCGUGGAUAUGCAUCCUAAACUGCAUGGGCAGGGAUCACUCGACACCCCUGGCAUGUACGGCAACACACCUACGUUGACACCUACACGAUCCAACAGUGUGGAUCCACUGUCGUUGGUGAAUGCAGCACCGAACAUGACGGCUCCCGCCAGGAUAGCGGAGGCAAUUCCAGAAACGGAGACAGACGCAGGAGCCGAUGUAGUGUGGACCAAGUGCCAUAGGCCUGCCUUUACUGACGUGAUGGCACUACUACAUCACCAAGACCCUCAACACGUAGCAUUGCCAGAUGACGACUUCAAUGCACAACCUUACACUGAAGGCCGACAAGCCACGGCUUCCGAGGCCGAUUCACAAAGCGAUGACCGCAUCCCUGCAACCGCCAGCGGGAUGGUCUAUAUCAGCUUUUACCUGGGAAGAGACUGGCCCAGAGAGCGCACUCCGUACAUAAAGUGCUUGUCUGACCAAGGUGUCGACGUAAUCCAGAUGGAGAGUGUAAGCGUGGAAGAGGACUCGCAGGACAGCAGCAAAGACCAUUUCUAUGCCGUUGUACCUAGCAUCCAUGUCCUUGCACAUAUCCUGGCCAACGAAACCGAAGAACCGGGUUUCUGGUUCAGGAACGAGCGCGUGCCACUGAUGGUGGAGCGCCGCCGAGUUCACUACCUCAUCAUAAACAAGUGCAUCAAGAACGUCAGCGCGACAAAGGUCAGCCAGGUUCUCAAGCGACACGGUGAAGUGAUUGGCCGGCCAUGGCGUGAGAAGGCCAGGGACAGCUACAACAUGCCCACCGGACGCUAUCAAGCACACAUCCUACUCCACGCCAGGUCGUCACUGAACACGCGGCCGGAGACGCGCGACAUGGUGGUAAGGGUGGGCUGGCAAGAGCUGUGCACCAUGCCAAUAGAGACAGACUAGCCAGUGAAGAGCUAUGUACCAUGCCGAUAUAGACCAGCCGCUGCCUCUCCUCGCCACUGAACAAGCGGCCGGAGACGCGCAACAUGGUGGUCAGGGUGGGCUGGCAAGAGCUAAGUACCAUGCCGAUAUAGACCAGCCGGUGAAGACUCGGCUGUGAGUACACGGCAGCACACCAGUAGCUGUGCCAUGCCAAUACAGACCGACUAGCCAGUGAAGAGUUAGGAGGACUCGGCACGCCAGUAGCUACACAGAUUUGCCCUGGCGGUCUAGAACUCAUUCGGGAGCAGUUUAUAUCGAGCUCACAUGAGAAAAUGCAAGGGCCUGGCUCACCCAACCCGGUGGGUAGCAACAGCUACACAGCCAUAUGCUUCACAUACCGGUAGUCAUCUAUAGUACAGUGCAAAACGUUUCAGCAUUGCUCGCUGAGUUGGAGGUAGCCAUUGGGUUGUGAGCUAGAAUUAAUUAAGGAAUCUAUUUCCAUACUUCCAGCCUUACCAGCCCCUCCCCCCCCCCCCCUGACUUGAUCUUGCUAUGAAAACUGUUGAGACUCCAUUUUCACAAAGUUUAACAUGAGAAUUUGGCGCUUGAGAGAUUAUUUUGACACAGAUUUGGUGCACCAUCUUGCAUGAACUUCUUUUCCGAUGUUUUGCAGUCGUCUAACAAAGAUUCAACCAAAUCUGAAUUAAUCCCGUUGUCAAAUAAACCACCGUUUGUUUCUCCAAGAGGCAUAUUGAUUAAUUAAGCGCCACCGCUUACUUAGUCAUUUAGCAGGCAGUAGGCUGGUCUAAGACUCUGAUUUUAAAACUGAGAAGGAUUGCAAUCAAGUCCUGCUUGGAAGCGGGUGAAUUUUCCAA
Molecule: messenger RNA, 4387 nt
Organism: Sycon ciliatum
Lineage: Eukaryota; Metazoa; Porifera; Calcarea; Leucosolenida; Sycettidae
Exons: 7
Coding region: 327-3533 (1068 amino acids)
Source: RefSeq, a predicted model, not a curated record